Molecule: messenger RNA, 1827 nt
Organism: Octodon degus (degu)
Lineage: Eukaryota; Metazoa; Chordata; Mammalia; Rodentia; Octodontidae
Gene: Tcp11l2
Product: t-complex 11 like 2
Exons: 11
Coding region: 224-1819 (531 amino acids)
Biological process (GO): signal transduction
Source: RefSeq, a predicted model, not a curated record
CCCGGGGGGGGGGGGGGUACAGGGCCUUGAGUUGGGUGCUGGGAGUUUCCACGCUGUUUUACUCGGCUAAGGGAGAAGGGGACAAGGGACAUCACACCCCUGGCCCGAGCUGGUCGUCGCCGAUCUUCUUUGCGCUGGACCGCUGUGAAAUCAAAGCAAGGUGUCUACUUCCAAACUGCAGCGAUAGGAUGUAAUCCAGACCUGCACCUUCUUCAAGGGAGAGAUGAGGAAGACCAGAGGGGUGACAGAUGCCAGGAGCCGCAGCAUGCCACUCCACGGGGAGAAGCAGCACACCACUGAGGACCAGCCCAGCGACUCCGAGGACUCCGACUCCCCGCGCUGCUCCGAGAGCCUGGCUUCCCUCAGCGACUGCGAGUGCUCGCGGCAGCGCUUCUCCAGCGACUCGUCCAGCAAGGCCAGCUCUCCUGCCUCAUCCAGCCCGCCCGGCGUUGUGACCUUUGAUGAGGUCAUGGGUGCAGCCAGGAACUUAUCCAACAUGGCCCUGGCCCAUGAGAUCGCUGUCAAUGACAACUUUCAGCUGAAGCAAGAGGACCUCCCGGAGCACAGCUUGGCAGGGCGGGUGAAGAGCAUCGUGCACCAGGCCUUCUGGGACGUCCUGGAAUCGGAGCUGAGCGCCGAGCCCCCCGAGUAUGAACACGCCAUCAGGCUAUUUGAGGAGAUCAGAGAGAUCCUCCUCUCUUUCCUCACUCCGGGUGGGAACCGGCUCCGCACCCAGAUCUGUGAGGUGCUGGACACGGACCUCAUCAGACAGCAGGCUGCGCACGGUGCCGUGGAUGUCCCAGGCCUGGCCGCCUAUGUCAUCGGCAUGAUGGGCAAGCUGUGUGCGCCCGUGCGGGACCAGGACAUCCGGGAGCUGAAGGCCACUGGCAGCAUCGUGGCCAUGCUGAGACAGAUAUUCCACGUGCUGGACCUCAUGAUGAUGGACAUGGCCAAUUUCAUGAUUCAGAGUCUGCGCCCGCAUCUGCAGCGCCAGCUGGUGGACUACGAGAGAGCCAAGUUCCAGGAAAUUUUAGAUGAAACUCCAAGUGCGCUCAAGCAGACGACAGAGUGGAUCCGAGAAUCUGUGCAGGAAGAGCUGCUUUCUCUAACUCCUGGGGCCGAAAAUAGCUCCGAGUCAAAGCUGAGCCCUCGCAUGGUGCUGCAUAACAGUUUCCUGAAGCUGCUGGAGUGGGAUUACCGGAAAAGGGACUUGCCCGAGACACUCCUGACCGACGGGGCUCGACUCCAGGAGCUGACAGCAAAGCUGCACCAGCUAAAGGCGAUUGCUUGCGUGUGGCUGAUCACCAGCAGCACUCUGGGCGCCCUAGCGGAAGGCCUGCCGGGGCUGGAGCAGAGGCUGAAGAGCGUGGCCACCGUGCUCCUGGAGGGCAUGCACAGGGAGACUUUUGACCUGCAGGAGGCGCUGAGUUCCAUCGGCGGCCAGACUUGUGCUGAGGUGAACAAGGCUCUGGCGGAGAGAAGCUUCCCUGCGUUGGGUGCGGAGGCUCAGGCUAACCUCGUAGGCCAGCUCGCCAGCCUCAGGGAUGAGAACAAUCCUAUCCGGUCCUUGGUCGAUAAACGGAUCCGGCUCUACAUGAGAAGCCUCCUUUGCCUUCCGGCCCCGCCCAAGUCCAUGCCCCCCAUCCCGGGCGGCCUGGCUGUCAUUCAGCAGGAGCUGGAAGCGCUGGGGACUCAGUACGCGACCAUCGUGAGCCUCAACACGCAGGUGUACGGGCCGUUCUAUGCAAACAUCCUACGCAAGCUGCUGUCCGGGGUGGGGGCCGGCCAGGGGGUGCGCGCCUCGCUCCCGGGCCCCUGAACAGGACU